CCCAGGCUUCCUCUUGAUGGGGAUGAUGGGCAGGAUGGGCAUGUCAUGGCUGUGGCUGGCGGGGGAGGCCAGGCCUGGAAAAGAGAGCGUUCUGGUCCUUUUCUUUCUUUCUUUCUUUCUUUCUUUCUUUCUUUCUUUCUUUCUUUCUUUCUUUCUUUCUUUCUUUCUUUCUUUCUUUCUUUCUGGAGAGUUGAGAGGCCUGGCUUUCUCUCUGGUGAUCUCAGUCCGGCCGUGAAGGGAAUGAUCUCAUCUGUGGCAAAUCCUCCUUUUGUCUCACCUUCCUUCCCUCUCCUGCUUCUCCCUCCGCUCUUCCCUCCCUUCCCUUUCUCUCCCUCCUUCUCUUCCUUCUUGCCUUUCGCUCACUCUUUGUCCCUUCUUGCUUUCCUUCCUUCCUUCCUUCUUUCCUUCCCUCUAUUCCUUUCUUCCUUUCUCCCUCUUUCUUUCUCUCCCUCUCUUAACUCUUUCCUUUCUCUCUCUCUGUUCCUUCCAUCCUUCCUUUUUACUUCUUUUCCUCCCUCGUUCCCCUUUCCCCCUCCUUUUCUCCCUGCCCCAUUCCUUCCUUCCUUUCUCCCUCCUUCUCUUAAUUAUUUACUUUUUUCUCUGUGUGUGUUCCUCCCUCCCUUCUUUCUCACUCCCUUCUUCUCUCUCUCUCUCUCUGUUCCAUCUUGCUUUCCUUCCUUCUUUUUUUACCUCUUUUCCUCCCUCCUUCUUUCCCUCCCUCUCUUUCUUCAUUCCUUCUUUAGCUGCAUUCCUUCUUGCUUUCCUUCCUUCCUUUCCUCCCUCCAACCCUUCCUUUUUUCUCCCUCUUUCUCUCCCUCUCUUCUUCUCUCUCCUUCAUUCCUUCCUUUUACCUCCUUUUCCCCCCUCCCUCCCUCUCUUCCUUCUUUUCUUUUUUCUCCUUCCCUCCCUUCCUUCCUUUCUUCCCUCCUUCUCUCCCUCCCUCUCUUUCUUCAUUCCUUCUUUAGCUGCAUUCCUUCUUCCUUUCCUUCCUUCCUUUCCUCCCUCCAGCUCUUCUUUUUUUCUCCCUCUUUCUCUCCCUCUCUUCCUCUCUCUCUCCACUCCUUCUUUCCUUCCAUCCCUCCCUCCAUUCCUUGCGUUUACCUCCCUCUCUUCCCUCUUUUCUUUUGUCUCCUUCCCUUCCUCCCUUCCUUUCUUCUAUCCCUUCUUUCCUUCCUUUUUCUCUCCCUCCUUUUCUCUGUUAGGCUGUUAGGGAUUGUGGGAGUUGCAGUCCGAAACACCCAGAUGGCCCAAGUUCCCGCCCAGCCAAUCCGCUUUCUUGCAGACGAAUAAAACUUGCUUAGUUUGGAAAUCUGCAACUCGAUUGUGACACCAGGCGCCAUUGCUCUCCCAUAGGCCACAUGGAGAAAAAUGUGUUUGUGUGCCUGCCUGCCUAGGCCCAACCCCAGAGGAAAUCCCCGCUCCCUUCUGCCGAUGGCACCGCUUCCUCUCCGACUUCCUCGAUCUAUUUGCAGAGGCUCAGGCGGCCUCCGUCUGCACUGCAGAGCGGGUGCAGUUCAGCACCACUUUCAGCUGCCGUGGCUCAAGGCUAUGGAGUCUUGUGAGGAUAGCUCCACACUGCCAUACAGCCAGGUUAUCUGGUUUGAACACAAUUAUACAAGUCCACACUGCCAUAUAACCCAGUUCAAAGAUGAAUUGAGGUUAUCUGCUUUGAACCGGAUUAGAUGAGUCCACCCAAUUGUACGAGUCCACACUGCCAUAUAAUCCAGUUCAAAGUUGAAUUCAGGUUAUCUGCUUUGAACCGGAUUAGAGGAGUCCACAAUAAUCCAGUUCUAAGAUGAAUUCAGAUUAUCUGCUUUGAACCAGAUUAGUUGAGUCCACAAUAAUCCAGUUCAAAGGUGAAUUCAGGUUAUCUGCUUUGAACCGGAUUAGAUGAGUCCACAAUGAUCCAGUUCAAAGAUGAAUUCAGGUUAUCUGCUUUGAACCAGAUUAGACGAGUCCACACUGCCAUAUAAUCCAGUUCAAAGUUGAAUUCAGGUUAUCUGCUUUGAACCGGAUUAGUUGAGUCCACAAUAAUCCAGUUCAAAGGUGAAUUCAGGUUAUCUGCUUUGAACCGGAUUAGAUGAGUCCACAAUGAUCCAGUUCAAAGAUGAAUUCAGGUUAUCUGCUUUGAACCGGAUUAGAUGAGUCCACAAUGAUCCAGUUCAAAGAUGAAUUCAGGUUAUCUGCUUUGAACCAGAUUAGUUGAGUCCACAAUAAUCCAGUUCAAAGGUGAAUUCAGGUUAUCUGCUUUGAACCGGAUUAGAUGAGUCCACAAUGAUCCAGUUCAAAGAUGAAUUCAGGUUAUCUGCUUUGAACCGGAUUAGAUGAGUCCACAAUGAUCCAGUUCAAAGAUGAAUUCAGGUUAUCUGCUUUGAACCAGAUUAGUUGAGUCCACAAUAAUCCAGUUCAAAGGUGAAUUCAGGUUAUCUGCUUUGAACCGGAUUAGAUGAGUCCACAAUGAUCCAGUUCAAAGAUGAAUUCAGGUUAUCUGCUUUGAACCAGAUUAGUUGAGUCCACAAUAAUCCAGUUCAAAGGUGAAUUCAGGUUAUCUGCUUUGAACCGGAUUAGAUGAGUCCACAAUGAUCCAGUUCAAAGAUGAAUUCAGGUUAUCUGCUUUGAACCAGAUUAGUUGAGUCCACAAUAAUCCAGUUCAAAGGUGAAUUCAGGUUAUCUGCUUUGAACCGGAUUAGAUGAGUCCACAAUGAUCCAGUUCAAAGAUGAAUUCAGGUUAUCUGCUUUGAACCGGAUUAGAUGAGUCCACAAUGAUCCAGUUCUAAGAUGAAUUCAGGUUAUCUGCUUUGAACCGGAUUAGAUGAGUCCACAAUGAUCCAGUUCAAAGAUGAAUUCAGGUUAUCUGCUUUGAACCAGAUUAGUUGAGUCCACAAUAAUCCAGUUCAAAGGUGAAUUCAGGUUAUCUGCUUUGAACCGGAUUAGAUGAGUCCACAAUGAUCCAGUUCAAAGAUGAAUUCAGGUUAUCUGCUUUGAACUGGAUUAGAUGAGUCCACACUGCCAUGUAAUCCAGUUCAAAGUUGAAUUCAGGUUAUCUGCUUUGAACCGGAUUAGACGAGUCCACAAUAAUCCAGUUCAAAGGUGAAUUCAGGUUAUCUGCUUUGAACCGGAUUAGACGAGUCCACAAUAAUCCAGUUCAAAGGUAAAUUCAGGUUAUCUGCUUUGAACCGGAUUAGACGAGUCCACAAUAAUCCAGUUCAAAGAUGAAUUCAGGUUAUCUGCUUUGAGCCAGAUUAGAUGAGUCCACACUGCCAUAUAACCCAGUUCAAUAAUCUGGAUUAUAUGGCAGUGAUGAUAAGACCGGGUUGUAGUCUGGUGAGGCACCAGCACUCUUUGGCAGAGAAGACUGAAGUCCUUAGAAAAAUAUAACUCUCAAGGUUCAAUUGUAUUGAGCCAUGGCAGUUCACAUAGCAUCAAACUGAAUAAAUUCUGCAUUCUAAGAACUUUAUUGCACAAGUCAGGCAAUGCCGCUAGACCAGCCUUUUUGGUCUUGAUUGCAAAGAAGUCCUUGGAAAACUACAACUCCCAGAGAUCAAUUGUAUUAAGCCAUGGCAGUUCACAUAGCGUCAAACUGAAUCAAUUCUGCAUUCUAAGAACUUUAUUGCACAAGUCAGGCAAUGCCGCUAGACCAGACUUUUUGGUCUUGAUUGCAUAUCAUGCCCUUUGGCAGGGAAGUCCUUGGAAAACUACAACUCCCAGAGAUCAAUUGUAUUAAGCCAUGGCAGUUCACAUAGCGUCAAACUGAAUCUAUUCUGCAUUCUAAGAACUUUAUUGCACGAGUCCGGCAUUGCCGCUAGACCAGCACCUUUGGUCUCUAUUGCAUGUCAUGCUCCUUGGAAAACUACAGAUCACAGGGAUCAAUCGUCUUGAACCAUGGCAGUUCAAGUAGGGUUGAACUGCAUCAAUUCUGCAGUGACAUUCCAAGAACUUCAUGGUGGGAGUUGGAGUCCAAAACACCCGGAGGGCCCACGUUUGCCCAUGCAAUUUUUUGCAAAAUGCAAGAAAAAUUCACAAACACAUAUAGCGCAGGAAGGUGAGGUUUUGUGGGAAUCGGGAAGUAUGAUCAUGGGAACAUGAACUGUCGAAUUGGCACAAUUGUGCUAAUGAAGCAUGGCGCAAUACUGAAGAAGCCCAAUAGCAUAUGCAUUCAUUAUACAUAUGCUCAACAAAAAAAUGUGGUGUCUUAGUCUUUAGGCUAUUUGGAAGGUUGAUUCAGAAACUUGCAUUGGAUAGACGGUUUUCAUCUCUUAGAUAUUGUUAUCAUGCUUUUCUAUGGGCGAGCAAAUGGCAUAUGUUCUGUAUCUCCAAAACCAGAGCUGAUGGGGGGAAACCGGUAGCAUUUUUUGAAUCAGCAGGUCCAAUAUACCCAGAAAUAAAACUAAAAUCUAAGUCACCAAAAAUAUGUAUUCAGUGUUAUCAAUGGUAUCAAAUAGUAGGCUCGUGCGAUAAAGUCCCGAGAGAGAGACGUCAUUCUUAAAUGCGUUUUUAUUAGAGAUAAUUGGUGAGUUGUUUCAAUUGUGCUAAUGACGAGAGGUGCGAUAUUAAGGAAAUGCAAUGCAAUCUGGUAUCAAUGAUAACGCAACUGCGGGUUUGUGCGAUACAGUCCCGAGAGAGCCAAGGCGUUCUGGCAAAUGCGCAUUUUCGUGCAUUGUUGCAAACGGAUGCAGUUACGAGCUAUUCGCGUCCAGCAAAACAAGCAAAAGCUUAACAGAAGGCUUUCCUUAGGAGAGAGAACAUGAACUGCAUUUGUGUUGCUCACUCGUGUGCCAAGUAGUGGGAUUUCUUCCAUUGAAGAAGAAUGGAAGAAUGUGGCCGAAAUGAUACAGUGAGCAAAAGAGACGGGGUCAGCGUUGUAAGUCAGUGUUGCUAUUAUUAGGGCUUGGAAGGUCAUCACCAGCCCUAGUCCCUGAUCGAUCUGCCUUCCGACUGACCAGGAGCACCUCUGUCUGUUGUGGAUUAAGUAAGUCCAUUACUGGUGACAGGCACUGGUUUGGGGUCAGGGCAGCUUCCUUGGCUUUAGGUGGAAAGAGGUAAUAGAGCUGGGGGUCAUCUGCAUACAUAUGUCGCCGUUAUCCAAAACUCCGGAUGAAAUCUGCAUACCUUGUUGGUGUUUUUUUGUUGUUAGUGGGAAAUGUUAGAUCAAGUAUUUUGCUCUUGGGUUUUUGCAACUGUGUAUCCCAGCAUGCUUUCCAGCAGCACACGGGUUAAUCGCAAGUCAGCUUGAUUGAUAGCCUGCAGAGCCAAUAAGUCGGCUUUCCAGUUUCAGUAGUGUGGACAGGACAUUCGUCAUCUGGAAUGGAAUGUGGGAGUUGCCAGCAGAAGUUUGUUCGCAGACACUCGGCAAAGAGAGAGGGCAUGCUUUACCCAGCUAGGGAAAGCAUGCGUCCUAUGAGUGAUGGACUUUGUAAUUGUAUAUAGAUGUAUAUAAUAACGCCUUUGAUCCUGGGAUGCAUCUGCACAAUGAUGUAACACAACGGAAGCAUGGGCCCGGUAGCCUUCCCCUGGCCAACCCUUUGCAACCACAAAAUAGCACAACCUGCCCUUGUGCUUUUAAUAGCAGCUUGCUUUGCAGAAACCCGCAAGUUUCCUUUGCCACCCAGCAUGGAUUUGCUGCAAACACCUACAGACGAAGCUGCUAUUGAAGGUACAGGAGCGUAGGUUCAGGAGAACUCUUCUUUGGUUUCAUGGAACACAAAACACAACAUUUCAGAAACAGGGCUUAUUAUUCACAAGCCAAAGGUCUUGAGGUGCUCAACUUGGCUCUUUCCAGGGGUGCAUCUGAAUGUAGUUUGGCACCAUUUCCACUGCUGUGGCUCAUGGCUAUGGAAUCCUUGGGGGUUGUAGUUUGAUGCGUCACCAAUGUUCGUUGGCAGGGAAGACCUAGCAAAGCUACAACUCCCACAAUUGCAUGAGCCAAUGCAUCCCAUGAGUCAUAUAGUUGAUCUGAAGACCCUCAACCCCUCCCCAGUGUUGUUCUUGUUGGGAUGGCUCUCCUAAUAUUUCACGCCAUUGGCCUUUACUGUCUGGGGCUGAUGAGUGUUGAUGGGACUCCAACAUCUGGAGAUCAGCGCUUGGCCCACUUUGGCUUCAAACACACUUGUUGACCCAACCCACUCAGGAAACGCCUUGGCCAAAGUGGUCUUCUGAUAAGUUGAAGGUGGACUUUCAUUCUGAUGCACCCCAUUGUCUGGGGCUGAUGAGUGUUGGAGUCCCAUCAACAUCUGGAGAUCAGCGCUUGGCCCGUUUUGGCUUCAAACACACUGGUUGACCCAACCCACUUGGGAAACACCUUGGCCAAAGUGGUCUUCUGAUAAGUUGAAAGUGGACUUUCAUUCUGAUGUGUCCCAUGAGUCAUAUAGUUGAUCUGAAGACCCUCAACUCCUCCCCAGUGUUGUUCUUGUUGGGAUGCCUCUCCUAAUACUUCACGCCAUUGGCCUUUACUGUCUGGGGCUGAUGAGUGUUGGAGUCCCAUCACCAUCUGGAUAUCAGCGCUUGGCUCACUUUGGCUUCAAACACACUUGUUGACCCAACCCUCUUGGGAAACGCCUUGGCCAAAGUGGUCUUCUGAUAAGUUGAAAGUGGACUUUGACUCCGCAGAUCCACACUGUGUGCCUUUCAGGUGUUGGCUUUGGUAGAAACCCCAUUUGAGAUACAGGAAGGUCUCUGUUUUGGUGUCACUAGGAAAACAGCAACCCAGUAACGUGUCCAGAUGCGAGGACUGUGUUGCAGAUGCUGCUGGACUGCAACUCCCAUCGUCAGUGAUGGAAAGGCUGGAUUCAGACUCCACAUUUGCAGGCUCCGCUUUUGGAGAUCUGGUGGUUCAAUGAUCUGAUUCCUCCCUAGGAAUCUGACUGUUCAUGGAUUAAGAUAUCCUCCGUGGGCUCAGUCUUGUAAAGAAGGUGUGAAUCUCCAGAUAUGAUGGGACUCCAGCCCCCAUCAUCCCUAGGCAGGGUGGAUAUUGUGGAAUGAAUGCGGUUUAACACCACUUUGGGUGUACACUCUUGAAUGGAUGCAGUUUAAUACUGGUUUGGGUAUACAAUGUGGAAUGAAUGUGGUGUGACACUGCUUUGGGUGUACACUGUGGAAUGAAUAUGGUGUGACACCACUUUGGGUGUACACUGGAAUGAAUGCAGUGUGACACCGCUCUAGGUGUACACUGUGGAAUGAAUAUGGUGUGACACCACUUUGGGUGUACACUGUGGAAUGGAUGCGGUGUGACAAAGUGGUCAUGCCAACCGGCUGCGUGAAAUGCGCCAUCCCUGGCUUCCUCCCUGGGCUUCACCUCCUUUUCCUUCUCCGACCUUUCC
Messenger RNA from Anolis carolinensis (green anole), 7316 nucleotides. RefSeq lists its product as uncharacterized. The coding region runs from base 46 to 1290 and encodes 414 amino acids. The record is from RefSeq and is a predicted model, not a curated record. The transcript has 2 exons. NCBI's taxonomy places the organism in Eukaryota, Metazoa, Chordata, Lepidosauria, Squamata, Anolidae.